Messenger RNA from Armigeres subalbatus, 689 nucleotides. It is a transcript of the gene lmgA, whose product is annotated as anaphase-promoting complex subunit 11. The record is from RefSeq and is a predicted model, not a curated record. Gene Ontology annotation, cellular component: nucleus; anaphase-promoting complex. Gene Ontology annotation, biological process: positive regulation of mitotic metaphase/anaphase transition; protein ubiquitination; anaphase-promoting complex-dependent catabolic process. The transcript has 2 exons. The coding region runs from base 146 to 409 and encodes 87 amino acids. NCBI's taxonomy places the organism in Eukaryota, Metazoa, Arthropoda, Insecta, Diptera, Culicidae. Gene Ontology annotation, molecular function: cullin family protein binding; ubiquitin protein ligase activity; zinc ion binding.
AUCGUUUUCGUUUUCAUCCAAAACAAAAAGAACUCGUUCUCGAUCUAGAGAAAAAUUUCGCUUCGAAUCGGUGUGAUUUUUCUGAAUAAAUAAGUUCCUAUAAAGUUUAAAAGUGGAUUUGUUAAAUGUUGCUCGCGUGUCGUGAAUGUCCAGAAUGAAAGUUACCGUUAAAAGUUGGAUGGGAGUCGCCGUGUGGAAAUGGCUCGCCAACGAUGACAACUGUGGUAUCUGUCGGAUGGCCUUCGAGGGCUGCUGUCCGGAUUGCUCGCUGCCCGGAGACGAUUGUCCUCUAGUUUGGGGAUCCUGUUCGCAUUGUUUCCACAUGCACUGCAUCGUAAAGUGGCUCAACUCGCAGGCAAAUCAGCAGUGCCCGAUGUGUCGCCAGACAUGGAAGUUCAACGAUAAGUAGGUGGAAAUAGCGGUGCCAAGGGGGGGAAGUCGAUCCCGGAUUGAAUGAAGUGAGACAGAAAAGUGACCUCAGUUCUCGGUGUCGAACAACAGUGUUGCAUGUAACAGAAGUGAACUUGAAUGGUGAACUAGGACCAGGCAGGCCGAAUAAAGAAAAAAAGUGCUGACAGUGGCGAUUGGUUCUGUCGACCGUGGGAGGGUCGAGUCGAGCUGAGAUUGUGAGUUCGGGUCAGCGCAGGGUGUUUGGAAGAAGUAUUGCAUACGUUUUUAUUUUGAGGUGU